Messenger RNA from Canariomyces notabilis, 2328 nucleotides. RefSeq names its product DEAD-domain-containing protein. The transcript has 2 exons. Lineage: Eukaryota; Fungi; Ascomycota; Sordariomycetes; Sordariales; Chaetomiaceae. Bases 70 to 2328 code for a protein of 752 amino acids. Gene Ontology annotation, molecular function: nucleic acid binding; RNA helicase activity; ATP binding. Gene Ontology annotation, cellular component: nucleolus. The record is from RefSeq and is a predicted model, not a curated record.
CUCUGACAUCUUUGUCUUACAAGUGAGCAAUACCCGUUCAACCACCGCAACUUCACCGGAGAUCUCAACAUGGGUUUUGGCAAGAAACGCAAAUUGUCCGAAGGACACAGCAAGAAACACAAAGCGUUGAGCAUAGGUUCCAAGCGUCAAAAAACCGGUGUCGCGAAGCGUGUUACAAGUGUAGAUUCCUUACCAUGGAAGUCGGUCGAUGUUCCCGAGAUGUUUGACGAUGCCGAGGGCUUCUACGGCUUAGAAGAGGUCGAGGGAGUUGAUGUUGUGAGAGACGGCGAUACUGUGAAGUUCGUCGCUGCUGUUGCUUCCCCCUCAGAUGACAGCGAUGAGUUUCAAGGGUUCGAUGACGCCCCUCAAAUAGCUGGAUCUCAAACAGCCGAAGAAAUAUCCGGGAAAGCGCCGUCAUCCAUACCAAAAGGUGCAGAGCAACAGCCCAAGACAGGAGACGGGGCCACCAAGAUCCAGAAGGAGAAGAACUCUGCAAAGAAGCGCCAAGCCAAGGCCGACCCCGAACUCGAAGACAAUGUCUUUGCCCAAGCCAGCAAAAUCACGGAAACUGAUGUCGCGGAUGAUGACAUGGACAUGUCGGAAUGGGUGACACUUGGACUCAGCCCUCAGAUGCUGUCAAUGAUUGCUCGCCUCAAAUUCUCCAAGCCAACGGCGAUCCAAGCAAGAGCUAUCCCAGAGAUUUUGAACGGCCGCGACGUCAUCGGGAAAGCAGCCACCGGCUCUGGAAAGACACUGGCCUUCGGGAUACCCAUAGUGGAAAGCUGGCUGGCCAAAUCGACGGCUGGAAACCAGAGAAGCGAAAACAAACAGCCGAUUGCCUUGGUCUUGUCACCAACAAGGGAACUCGCGCAUCAAAUCACUGAUCAUUUCAAACAACUUUGUGCUGGGCUCACUACAGCCCCGUACAUCUGCUCAGUAACUGGUGGGCUAGCCGUCCAGAAACAGCAACGGCAGCUGGAGAGGGCGGACAUCGUCAUCGGGACGCCAGGGAGACUGUGGGAGGUGAUGAGCUCAAGCAAUUCCGUACUCGCAGCAAUGCGAGGGAUCAGCUUUCUCGUCGUAGACGAGGCCGAUAGGCUGCUCAAAGACGGCCACUUCAAAGAAGCGGAAGAGAUCCUGAAUGCCCUGGAUCGGAUUUACCCAGGAGAAGAGAACGACGACGACGACGCCGAUGAUAAUGAGAAGCCUCGCCGCCAACGACAAACACUAGUCUUCUCGGCCACCUUCAACAAGGCAUUACAACAAAAACUAGCCGGGAAGGCCCGCUACAACCUGAUGGGCGAAGCCGAGUCACUAGAAUAUCUCCUUAAAAAGCUCAAUUUCCGCGAAGCGCGCCCCAAGUUUCUCGACACCAACCCAGUGUCGCAGAUGGCCGAGAAUCUCAAAGAAGGCCUCAUCCAAUGCGGCGACCUGGAGAAAGACCUCUACCUCUACGCCGUGCUCCUCCUGCAACCGACGCGCCGGGCGCUGGUGUUUACAAAUUCCAUCAACACGGUUCGACGCCUGACACCCUUCCUUCAAAACCUCAACCUCCCUGCCUUCGCCCUGCACUCUGACAUGGAGCAAAAAGCACGCCUCCGCUCGAUCGAGCGCUUCAAGGCGGACAAUCCCGGCACCGAGUCCAGCGGCAACCGCGCCUCCUCCAUUCUAAUCGCAACCGACGUGGCCGCCCGUGGCCUUGACAUACCCAACAUUGAUCUCGUGAUUCAUUACCACGUCCCGCGCUCAGCAGACGACUACGUGCACCGGUCCGGCCGCACUGCGCGGGCGGCCAACUCGGGUGUGUCGGUACUGCUGUGCGGGCCCAAGGAAGCGGUGCCGACACAGCGACUCAUUGCUAAGGUCCACGCGGCCGCCGCUUCCAAAUCCUCCAACCCAACCACCCACGGCCUCGUCGAGACAAUCGACAUUGACCGGCGCCUCGUCUCACACCUCCGGCCGCGGGUGGACCUGGCCAAGAAGAUCGCCGAGACGGCGCUGGCCAAGGAAAAGGGGGCCAAGGAGGACGGGUGGCUGAAGCAGGCGGCCGAGGAACUCGGGGUGGACCUUGACGACGACGCCGACGGCCUGGCGAAGGCGGGCUCCUGGCGGGGCCGCGGCAGCGGCCGCAAGCAGAAGGAGCGCGCCGCCAGGGAGGUCCCCGCCGCCGAGGUGAAACGCUGGCGCGCCGAGCUCCGCCAGCUGCUCAGCCGCAGGGUCAAUACGGGAGUCAGCGAGAAGUAUCUCGCCGGGGUGGAUGUGGAUGCCCUCCUCCGCGGGGUGAAGGGGGAGUUUUUGGGCAAAGUCGACGGCUUGGGGCUCCAGUAA